Dictyostelium discoideum AX4 is the source of this 1176-nucleotide messenger RNA. RefSeq lists its product as hypothetical. NCBI's taxonomy places the organism in Eukaryota, Evosea, Eumycetozoa, Dictyosteliales, Dictyosteliaceae. The record is from RefSeq and is a predicted model, not a curated record. Bases 1 to 1176 code for a protein of 391 amino acids. The transcript is spliced from 2 exons.
AUGAAUAUUAAAAGAAAUCAAAAUAAUAGUAUAGAUAAUAACUUAUCAAUUGAUAGUAAUCCUAGUCCAAUUAAAAAAGUUAAGAAUCAUUUAGAUUUUAGUAAAAGUUAUAACGAAGACGAUGAACCUUCAAAUGAUUUGGAUUUAAGUUUUAAUACAAGUAAUAUAAGUAACUUAAGUAAUAUAAAUGGAGAAGAAGAUAAUGAUGAUGAUGAUAGAGAAAAUGAACCAAAAGAUAUAGAUAAUCCAAACCCAUCAAUAACUACAACUACAGCCACAUCAACAAAUAGUACAUUAGUAAAAAAAACAAAUAAUUUUUUAGAUUUCAAUUUUGCAUUUGAACCAAAUAAAGAAGAAGAUGAUGAAGAAGAAGAUUUAAAUAUAAGUUUAACAACUGAAGAUAUUUUAUUAUCACAAAUUGAAUUAUUAAAAGCAGAAUGGGAUUAUAUCACAUAUAAUAAAUCACCACCAUUAGUAUUACAAUCUGUAUAUCAUCAAUCAAAUAAAGAUUCUGAAAGAUCAAUUCAAAUUUUAAAAAAAAAAGGUACAAUUAGAUUAUUUCAAAUUGCAACAAGUUUAAAUGAUUAUUGUAUUAUAAUUACAACAGAUUAUAUUAAAAAUAUUGAAUUAUUAAAGAUAGAGAAUACAACGAUACCUAAUAAAAUUAAACCAGAGACAUUAACGAAUAAUAUGAAAAAUUCAAGUCCAAUUAAAUCAGCACCAAUAGAUACAAUUUUAUUAAAGAGAUCAGAGAUAUUAGAUUUAUUUAUAAAAAAGUUAAUACCAAAUUUUAAUGAAGUAUCAAUAACUAGAUCAAAACUAUUUCAAUUAUUAUCAAUCGUUAAUGACGAUCAUCAUCAACAAGAGAAUAUUAUAACUCAUUUAGUUCAAUGUGGUUUACUAUUACAAAAGGAUGAUUGUACAUUUACAUUCUCUGUUCCAGGUGCUGGUGGUUUCUUUUUAAAUCUAAUGAAAGGAAGAAAAGAGAUUCUAUCAAAUAUUCAAAGAUUAAAAUAUAAAGAGAUUUUAAAAAAAGAUUUAUUAAAAAAGAAAUUAAAAUAUUCAAACGUUCAAAUGCAAUUAUUAAUUAAAGAUUUAUUAGGUUUAAAUAAAAUUAAAAUUAUACCAACAACUCAAGGUGAAUUAAUUAGAUGUGUUCAAUUUGAUGAAUUAUAA